AUUGUCAUUUCAACUGUCAGCUGUCAGUGUCAUGUUUAGGAUUAGGAUUUUUCUUUGAGUUUGGAUGCUUUGCUUGGCAUCAGGAAGUAGAAAAUCUCCGAGGAAAACUCAUCCUAAGGACUGCGGUUUUUUAAAUUUCAACUUUUAAUAGCUUGAAUGACUUCAUAACGGGUCAUCCUUUAAGUAGGAAUACUUUAUAAUUAAGCAAAUAUAAUACACUACGUUUACAAUGACCUACGUAAGCGAUUUGCGAAUAGCUGUGAUAUGUUCUAGUAAUAUGAACAGGAGUAUGGAAGCUCACGCUUUCUAUCAAAAAAAGGAUUUGAUGUAAAAUCCUACGGAACAGGGGAUAAAGUUAAAAUCCCUGGUUCAGCGGCAGAUAAACCUAAUAUAUACGACUUUGGAACAUCAUAUGAGGAGAUAUAUUUAGAUCUAUUACAGAAAGACAAAGCACUAUAUACACAGAAUGGUCUUCUCCAUACAUUGGACCGCAACAGGAGGAUAAAGUCACAUCCAGAAAAGUUCCAGGAAUGCAAUGAGAAAUUUGAUAUACUCAUUACAUGUGAAGAACGCGUUUAUGAUCAAGUUUUAGAAUUUAUGGAGAAUAAACAACCAACUGACAAUUCAAUAGUGCAUGUGAUCAAUAUUGAUAUUCAGGAUAAUUUAGAAGAGGCUACAAUAGGUGCAUUUUUGAUCAGUGAUAUGUGUACCAUGAUGGCAGCUGCUGAAGAUCUUGACAAUGACAUAGAAGAAGUUUUGCAUAAUUUUGAGGAGAAAUGUCAAAGAUCCAUUUUACACAGUAUAGUUUUUAACUAGUAUUUUAAGUGAUUAAUAAGUAUUUAUGAAUUUAUAUCAAGCAGCAAUUCAGUUUUUAAUAUGAAUGAAAUUUGUUAAUUCAUUCAGAAUUUGUGAAAAUAUGCCCCCUUGAUUUAUUUACAACUAUGUCUUUGAUGUUCUGAAAAAAUAGUAUAUGUUUUCCAAUGUUGCUCUGUUUCAUUUUAUGACACACCU
Molecule: messenger RNA, 1011 nt
Organism: Acanthoscelides obtectus
Lineage: Eukaryota; Metazoa; Arthropoda; Insecta; Coleoptera; Chrysomelidae
Source: the annotation of a GenBank genome assembly